AUGGAGGAAUUUGCCAAGACGGGAAUAACAGUUACACAUGCCAAUGUACUCUCGGAUGGGAAGGAACCAACUGUGAAAUCAGUAAACACUGAUGAGUGUAGCAGCCAGCCUUGUAGAAAUCAAGGUAUUUGCCAGGAUGAGGAGAACGGUUACACGUGUACAUGUGAGGAUGGAUGGACUGGUACACAUUGUGAAACAGCCCUCUGCCCAUCGGAAUGGUUCCACUAUGGACAAAAGUGCUACUACCAGACAUCUUACACGUCCUGGACUUAUGCAAAGAGUUAUUGUGGUAGCCUGAAUAUCACGCUGCAAGGUGGGGCGGGAUCAAGACAAGCAUCAUUGCUAUUGGUAGAAAGCCAAGAGGAAACUGACAUUAUUGCGAAAGAGUUCCUGGGGGAAUCCAUUAGACGAAUUUGGCUGAAUUGCAACGACUUGCUUGAGGAGGGGACGUGGAUCUGCGAAAAAGAUGCUUCAGGAACUGUUUCUUCUUAUAGGAAUUGGUACCCAGGCCAGCCUGAUGGGAAUGGUGAUUUUGCUAUCAUUGUGAAUAGUACUGUGACAGCAGAGGAUGGUAUGACUAGCUAUGACGUAAGAUGGUUUGACAUAGGAGAUUGCUAUUAUUAUUUCUGUUAUAUACGAUAUGCCCGGACAGUGUGUCAAGUGUAUUUGUGAACAA
This is a messenger RNA of Strongylocentrotus purpuratus (purple sea urchin), 676 nucleotides long. Its product is annotated as brevican core protein-like. The transcript has 4 exons. The coding region runs from base 1 to 672 and encodes 223 amino acids. Gene Ontology annotation, molecular function: calcium ion binding. Gene Ontology annotation, cellular component: plasma membrane; protein-containing complex. Gene Ontology annotation, biological process: establishment or maintenance of epithelial cell apical/basal polarity; heterophilic cell-cell adhesion. The record is from RefSeq and is a predicted model, not a curated record. Lineage: Eukaryota; Metazoa; Echinodermata; Echinoidea; Camarodonta; Strongylocentrotidae.